Molecule: messenger RNA, 1585 nt
Organism: Zingiber officinale
Lineage: Eukaryota; Viridiplantae; Streptophyta; Magnoliopsida; Zingiberales; Zingiberaceae
Product: E3 ubiquitin-protein ligase RHF2A-like
Exons: 8
Coding region: 135-1274 (379 amino acids)
Molecular function (GO): ubiquitin-protein transferase activity
Source: RefSeq, a predicted model, not a curated record
AGAGGGAGCGAAACGAUCAAACGAAUGUGACGCCUUUCUUCUUCUCCGCGCUCACUCUAGGGUUUCUUCAUCGCGAUCCCAGGAAUUGUCGGCUCACAGAACCUCCACCCGUGUCUCUUCGUCGGAGGUUUGCGAUGGAGGCUGCUUCAGAGAUGGAGAACCACUUGUCGUCAGCUUCAGCUUUUGUUGAAGGAGGCAUCCAGGAUGCCUGUGAUGAUGCUUGCAGCAUCUGUUUAGAAUCCUUUUGCAGUGAUCCUUCCACUGUUACUGGUUGCAAGCAUGAGUUCCAUCUACAAUGCAUUCUUGAAUGGUGCCAGAGAAGCUCUCAUUGCCCUAUGUGUUGGCAGACUGUUAGUUUGAAAGAUCCAGCCAGCCAAGAACUACUAGAGGCUGUAGAGCACGAAAGGAGCACUAGACAUAACCGCGCACAAACAACUACCAUUUUUCAUCAUCCUGCUUUUGGUGAUUCGGAUUUGCAGCAUCUGCCAGUUGUUGGAAGUGAUGCUGAACUUGAAGAGCGCAUUUUUCAGCACUUAGCUGCUGCUGUUGCCAUGGGAAGAGCACAUCACAUUGCCACAAGCGAGGGACGAGUUGGAUCAGGAUCUCACAACCGGUCACAAUAUUCAGUGUUCUCUACGAAUUCAAAUGCCUCAUCUGUGGUCUCUGCACCUGCUGUUUCUGCUUUAGGAAGGGAAAAUGAAUCAGUUCAUGUGAUAAUGGAUGCUGAUCCAUCACCUCCAACACCUAGUCCAGGAAGUGUACCUGCUGAAGCAGCCAAUGGUUUCACAGCUCAGGCUACCCAGUUUCCUUUACUGACAUCAGGAACCAAUAGUCUUUCAAAUCCCAGGACACCCAUCGGGCAUUCUUCUCCGUUUAGUCGAGAAAGACCAGGGCCCUCCGAGUCGCAGCCCGUUUCAGAAAAUCUGAAAUCUCGCUGGAAUGCUGUUUCGAUGAGAUACAAGGAAUCUAUAGUUAAGAAUACUCGAGGAUGGAGGGAGCGGCUACUUUCACGUAGUGGUUCCAUGGCAGAUAUUGGUUCUGGAGUCAGAAGAGAAGUGCGUGCUGGAAUUGCCACCGUAACACGAAUGAUGGAGCGGUUGGACACAAGAGAAGGAAGAACAUCGAGUACUUCUGCUCCACCAAGCGCUGAAGUAGAUGCAGUCAUGGAACCGAGCAAUGCGGAUAAUGUGGAUCUUAAUGCCAAUCGAGUUGGCACUCAUGGGAACACUAGCAGUUCAUCAACUCAUUGGGUAGCAACUUCAGGUCCCAAGUAGUCUGCAUUCCAUUUGCUAACUCUCCAAGCUUGCUCUGGCCGAAAGGUACAUACAUGUAAGCUUGGUUCGUCAUUUGCAUCGCUUAUCGGUUUAGACAAAAUAAAUCCACAAAUAACCACAAGGUCAUUUAUGCCCAAGUUUUCAAUGUUGUGUCCUGUUCUUUUGCUUAAAAUAAAAAGGAAACAUAGAGAAUCUCCUUUCCAUGUAUGGAUGGUGAUACUGUAUUUUGUAUCAAAACUCAAUGUCUUUAAUUUGGCGAUAGAACUCGCAAUAAACAGAUAACAGAAAGCAUGGAAAGCUUUGGCUGCAAA